This is a messenger RNA of Harmonia axyridis, 1624 nucleotides long. RefSeq names its product beta-1,3-galactosyltransferase brn-like. The record is from RefSeq and is a predicted model, not a curated record. The transcript is spliced from 2 exons. Lineage: Eukaryota; Metazoa; Arthropoda; Insecta; Coleoptera; Coccinellidae. Bases 273 to 1340 code for a protein of 355 amino acids. Gene Ontology annotation, cellular component: membrane. Gene Ontology annotation, molecular function: hexosyltransferase activity; UDP-glycosyltransferase activity.
GAGUUAACCUUUCUAAUUCUGAAACUCAAUGGUUCGUUUGAAAUUGUAAUCAAUUUUUUUGAUGGAUAUUGGUAUAUAGAGUUAUUUUACCCUAAAUUAGAUUGAGAUGUUACUUAACUAAUACAAAAUGCAAUUAAACAUUUGAUGAGCUUUAUCUUCUGAUGUAAUAUGGUAUAAAUCGAAGAAUAUCAUUUGGAGUUUAUAGCUACAACAUGAUAAAUAUCUAGAAUAUGGAGAAGUGAACAACUACAUUUUAUCAGUGGAAAUUCGAGAUGGUUACCCAUUUUUCCAAAAAGAGAUUAAGAUCAGUUUUAAUAAUAGUCUUAGCUGCAUUAGUUUUUCACCUAUGUGGUGGGUUUUUGCACCUAUUUGCUAGAGAUUUUAGUGAAGACUUUGAUUAUCCAUAUAGUGGUAAUGUCAAAUUUCUUGUUGACCAGAUGAUGAAUGGGGCUGAGUUUACACCAUCAAAUUAUUAUUAUUUUAAAUAUAGGUCCAACUUGAGUCAUAUUUGUAACAGUUCAGUGAAAUUGUUAUUUCUUGUGAAAUCUGACCCAGAGCAUUAUGAACAAAGGAAUAUUAUAAGAUGGACUUGGGGGUCAACAAAGCAGUUUGAUGGAAACAUUAAUAUUAAAACUGUUUUCUUGAUAGGAUCACGAGAAUAUGAGAAUGAGAGACUAACUGCAGAAUCUAAUACCCAUAAUGAUAUAUUACAAGGAAAUUUUACUGACUCAUAUUUCAAUAAUACAAUAAAAACCAUGAUGGGUUUCAAGUGGGCAUUUGAAUUUUGUUCUAAAUCUACAGAUUAUUUCAUGUUUGUAGAUGAUGAUUAUUAUGUUUCUCCUAAAAAUUUAUUGGAAUUUGUUAAGAAUCCAUAUAUUUUUCCAGGAAGAGAUAAAAGGGUUACGAAGUACAGUUUUAUUGAUUUGAGUCCAGAUAAAUUCGAAUUAUAUGCAGGCUUUGUGUUUGAAUCAUCUCCUUUUCGAUCAUAUUUCAGCAAGUGGUAUGUGUCUUUGAAAGAAUAUCCUUAUAACAAGUGGCCUCCUUAUGUUACUGCUGGGGCUUAUGUUUUGAGUAGAUUAUCUUUGAUAAGGAUGUAUUAUGCCAGUUUAUUCAUGGAUCAUUUUCGAUUUGAUGAUAUUUAUGUUGGUAUUUUGGCAUACAAACUUAAAAUUGAGCCAAUUUACAAUGAAAAUUUUCAUUUUCAUAAGUUAUCUUAUACAUCAAAAGGUUAUCGACAACUUAUAGCUUCACAUGGCUAUAGCAACCCAGAGGAAUUGUGGAGUGUCUGGAAAGAUUACAACAAUUAUGAAAAGCUUAUAGAGCAAACUGGUGCUCCUUGAAUAGGAAUAUUUUAACAACAAAUUUGAUUCAUUGGGUAAGAUGAGAAGAAUAGUAUGAAAUUUACAACAGGAGAAAUCGAUCUUUGCUCACUGAAAUCAACAAACAAAUUUUGUGUGCAAUGUUAAUGUUGAUUUUUGAUCACCUGUUAUUUGUUAUUGAAGUGUUGUCACUAGUGUGAACUUAUUAAUUUUUUUGUGAGUUUCUGCAGAGAAAUUAUUGACACUUCUUAAUUUUGUAGAUUCAUUGUAAACAUUUUUGAAAUAUAAUAUUUUUUUAAAUCGUA